This is a messenger RNA of Phlebotomus papatasi, 855 nucleotides long. RefSeq lists its product as uncharacterized. Lineage: Eukaryota; Metazoa; Arthropoda; Insecta; Diptera; Psychodidae. The transcript is spliced from 2 exons. The record is from RefSeq and is a predicted model, not a curated record. The coding region runs from base 1 to 834 and encodes 277 amino acids.
AUGGCUAGUGCAAAUCCUAAGACACUGUUUGAUAUCCCAAUAGAAGAUAUUCUUGUAGAUAAUGUAGGGCAGUAUCUGAGAUUGAAGGACAUUUACAAUCUCCGGAUGUGUUCAAAAGACUGCGAAAUCAUAGCGGACUCAAUGGCAGCAGCAAAAUCAUUCCUUCGCGUUCCUUUUGAUUUUCCAUGCUGCGAGAGAAAGCCACCAUCAGGGGACGUUCUGUCCUGGAUUCUUCAGAACUGUCGACGUUUGAAGACAAUUGAAUUGGGCUUAUCGAUCAAUUGGUGGAGAUUGAAAAUGAAUUGGCUGAAGGAUUUCAUCUCUGAACUUCUAAUCAAUAAUCCUCAACUGGAGUCCUUCUCAUCUUUUUCUUACAAAACCUUAAGCACUGAAUUGGUUCUUCCGCUUGCGACCCAUUGCAAGAAACUCAAACAAUUGUCCUUACAUGGCUAUGAUUUCCACGGAGACUUCCUGUGUAAAUUAGCUGAGCAUAACAAUCAACUUCGCGAAGUGGACUUUAGUUGGUCAAUUUUACCCUCUGACGAUGAUUUCCCGGACUUUUUCAAGAAGCAGCCUCAUUUGGAAUACAUUGAUCUAAAAGGUAUAUGUAUAACACGUCUAAAUGCCACAUUACUAACUACAAUCGGAAAUGGUUGUCCGAAAGUGAAGACCUUAAACAUCCAGCAUGUGGAGGGAGGAGUGAACAAGGCUAAGCUCAAGGAAAUCAAGGAAAAAUGUCCAAAGAUAUUGACUAUACUUUUUGAAGCUCCGUAUCCUUCUGAAUCCUCUGAAUCUGAUUAUAGUGAUUACUUUUACAGCGAUUAUAGUGAUUAGUAUUUUUUAAUUUUAGCUUUU